Molecule: messenger RNA, 1598 nt
Organism: Dicentrarchus labrax (European seabass)
Lineage: Eukaryota; Metazoa; Chordata; Actinopteri; Moronidae
Gene: clrn2
Product: clarin 2
Exons: 4
Coding region: 126-827 (233 amino acids)
Source: RefSeq, a predicted model, not a curated record
GGAACCAGGCGCACGGGGGCCCGGAUAGAGUUUCUCCCGAUUAAACUCAUGGUGAUUGCCGAGCGCGCUCCGCGGUCGCUGCCCGGCGUAGUGUUACCUUCCUCGGGGCACGAUGGGCUCGUAAGAUGCCUUCGCUGUGGAAACGGAUAACGUUCUCGGUGGCCUCGGUGCUCUGUGUCGGCUCUGUGGUCCUCCUGGUAGUGGCCCUGUCCACGGAGCGGUGGGUCGCCGGGCGGAUCCUGUGUAAAACCGGGGCGGAGAUAGUGAACGCGUCUCAUCCGGAGAUGGACCAGUUCAUCGGGGACAUUUAUUACGGUUUGUUCCAGGGAGGAAAGGCCAAGAAGUGCGGGCUCGGCAAGAGGCACUCCAAAAUAUACAUUUUCCCGAAGCUUGUGCGGACGUUGAAUGGUGGCCUUCACAUGAUGGUGAUCCUCUUCCUGCUGGUGGCCGUGGGCUUCGCGUUUGUCAGCCUGUCUUUCUGCAUUUACAACGCACGCAAGGUUCCCUACCAGAGCAUCAAAGGGCACAAAGGACUCUACCUGUGGAACUUUAUUGCUGCUCUUUUCGGUGCCCUGGCUAUGCUGUGCUUCCUGGCAGCCGUGAGGCACCACGGUCUGACCGAGCGCGUGGCCAAUUAUCGCGAGAACCUCUUUGUGCUUGUCGUCCUGGAUGACAGCCUGGACUGGUCUUUCUGGCUGGGUGUUGGCAGCAUUGCGACUCACUUUGCCGUCUGUGGAGUGGUUGCCAUGAGCCGGAUCAAACUGCCCAAACCGGAGAUUAAGAAACCUGAAGAACCCACUAUUUCUUCUCUGGAUCUGCUCUACUGAAGGACCAACCCGGGAGCACUGUUUGGUAGCAUUUACAUUACUGAUGGUUGACUGAAACAAAGCACAAUGACUGACAGCAGAGUGAAACCAACACUGUGCCAGAGCCCCAUUGUUUUACAUUUUAUUUUUUAUUUUUAAUCAUUACAGCCUCACAACUAGCGUUUAAAUCCUCACUUGACACGUCAUUCUCCAGGGUUAAUACAUGUUUAUUUGUCUGUGAUAAUUAUUUAAAGGACUCAAGUGUUGACUGGAAGGUGGUUUAAAGACAGUUCUUCUCAUUUUCUGCUUAAUGUUCACAGUUUUCUCUGCUACCAGGCUCCAGGUACUUAACUUAACCUCUGCACUAUGGACAUCCUGCACUGUGUAUAUUCUGUUUAUAGCUGAAUUAUGUAAAUACGUUUUUUUUCAUUAUAUGUGUACCAUCACUUUAUGGUAGUGUAAAGUCUUCUGUCUUUGGUUAAGAGCAUACGUGAUGUCCCUUCAUGAAGAAUUUAAAGGUUUUUUUUAACAGUAAUUAUACUAUUAUUAUUCCCUGAUAGAAAGAGUGCAACUAAUGCAUGAAUAAUGAUUUAUUAUAAGAGCUUCCAUAAACAGAAAGAGACUAAAUAAUUAUCCGUUUAUUCGUCAAAAUGUUAAGUAAUGAAAAUACUUUUAUGACAUGUGUUGAGUCAGUUGCAUGACUUCAGAAGAAUGUGAAAGCUUUCCCCCCUUUUCUUGUCAUUGUUUUUAAAUUGAUAUUUACAGAAGACAUCGAUUAAACAAUUGGUUGGA